Messenger RNA from Lytechinus pictus (painted urchin), 1684 nucleotides. Its product is annotated as apoptosis regulator BAX-like. Bases 602 to 1261 code for a protein of 219 amino acids. The transcript has 7 exons. NCBI's taxonomy places the organism in Eukaryota, Metazoa, Echinodermata, Echinoidea, Temnopleuroida, Toxopneustidae. The record is from RefSeq and is a predicted model, not a curated record. Gene Ontology annotation, biological process: release of cytochrome c from mitochondria; extrinsic apoptotic signaling pathway in absence of ligand; positive regulation of apoptotic process. Gene Ontology annotation, cellular component: mitochondrial outer membrane. Gene Ontology annotation, molecular function: channel activity; protein heterodimerization activity; protein homodimerization activity.
GAGGUUUCUACAGUAGGCAUUGUUCAAUGUGUUGUGCACAUAAUAUAGCGGACUGCGUGAAAAUGUGAUUGACACCUUUUAAAAACGCCCCAAUGUGGACACCUCCACAGCGAGUGUUCGCAGUGUGUUAAAAUGUGAUUCGCACUGUUAAAAUGCUCAAAAAUCAGGAAGACAAUUUCACACUGUAGUCGUUUCCACAGGAUUGAGUGUGUUCACAUAAUUGACUACGUGAAAAUCUGAUUGACACUGUUUAAAAUGCUCAAAGUUAAUAAAGUCAAGAUCAUUUUCUUGGAAACCUCGACACUGAAUGUUCAGAGUGUUCACACAGUACAGCAGCAGACUACGUGAAGAUGAUUGUGUGCACUGUUAAAAUGUUCAAAUUUACAUGUGUGUAUAGAGACAAUUCCCACUAUAUAGGUCUAUACCUCAACAAUAUGAAUGCAUGAUGGCCACAAUUCAUCGGGAGAGCAGAGUCCGAGAAGUUUUUCCCCUGAUGAUAGCUGAGGCUAGAAAUUUUGUUAAUUUUGUAUUUGCUAUCUGAAAAACUCACUAUUCCCUUAGAAUUUACUUCUAGUACAGCAGGAUACUGACAAAAUAAGCUAUGGCUGAAGGGGGUUCAGAUACUCCCUGUGAUGAAACAGAUGCUUCAUCACAUUUGCAUUUCGAGCAAACACGCAUAGAACGACAGGUGAGCCGUGAUGACGUUGGAGAGCAAGCGACCGUCCUCCUUCAGCAUUUCAUCGUCGAUCGAUUCCAGCAGGACGGUUUCGAAAACGCGCCGGGACUGGAUGACCUUAGGGCGGGGCUGGCUGUUCCAAGAGAGCAGGAGGUCGUGUGGACAGAGGUCGGCUGUAUGCUCAGGUCAAUAGGAGAUACAUUAGAUAGGGAUCGAGAAUUACAGAGGAUGAUAAACUCCGUUCCUUCUGAUUCACCCAUCGAGGCAAUCAUAGCAGUAGCCCAUGUGAUCUUUGGUGAUGGUGAUAUAACGUGGGGGAGGAUAGUCGGUCUCUUCUACUUUGCCUACAGGAUGUGUGCAAGGGCUAUAGAGUCUGUUCUGGAUAAGAGCUUUCCAAGUUGGAUCAACAAGCUGAUCAAAGAAGUCGUCAAGUUCCUCGUCAUUAAGUUUGCCCAUUGGAUUGUCAGCAAAGGGGGAUGGCUGGCCAUCCGUGAAUACAUGGGCUCUCCAACCUGGAUAUGGGGCACUCUUGUCGCCCUCUCUGCCAGCUGCUUAGGCUUCUCAUUAUACAAGUUGAGUAGAUGAAGGCCUGCCACGACAACUCUACACUUUAUUAAAUGUAUGGGACUGUAGGAAAACAUUUAUGAAAUAUUAGAACUGUCAAUUGAAUCAGUAUUUCAAUCUGUGAGAUGUAAUCUGCAGAACAGUUCCAGUCUUAUAUAUCCACUUUUGAGAGUGAGAUGAUGACACCAACAUCAAAUGCAAGGCGUGGGACUAUAAUCGAAAUAUUUUUCAAUUAUAAAUGUAAAUCAAUCUCAUGGCUAAGUUAUUUAUUCGAGCCUUUAUUAAAGAUGUAAUUACUACAGUGUCCAUAUAUGUUAUGCUUUAAUGCAUAUCAUGACAUUGAAGCAUGGGAAACAUGGGAAGCCCAAAGGUGUAUAUAUCUUAUAUGAUGCAUUUUCGUAAACUCAAGUUUUUUUAAUAAAUAUAUAUUUAUGUGUUAACAUA